AUGGGGCUGGAUGCGCUCGUGUGGCUGAAGCGGCUGGAGCUGACGGGAUGUCGGCAGCUGAGUGAAGCCCCUGCUGGUCUGCCCCCCUCUCUUGAGACCCUCUGCUUGGGGCCCUUCAGGGAAGGCUCUUCCCUUGUUGUGGAUAUUUCCAAGCUGUCACAGCUGAGGGUGCUGAAGCUGAAGUGCGUUGGGGUUGUAUGUGGGCAUGCAGCGGCCGAGAGGUUGUUGGUCCUGGGACAGCAGGGGCCGAUUCAGCAGCUGGAGCAGGAGUUUGAAGGAGUAAGCCUGAAUCAGCUGGAGGAGCUCGAGAUGCGUCUCGAAGGAAUGAGUCAGGAAUUCCUGCUUCCCUCAAAUGUUCUUCCUCACCUGCGCAGCUUGCUCAUAGACGCGCCGGGAAUCCGCAGCCUCCCGGUAAACAUGGCAGCAGCGGUGCCAGAGUUACGGCAGCUGAAGCUUCUUUCAUGGGCGCCGGAAGAGCUGCCACGCGUCAUACUAGAGCUCUCAAAGCUGACGUCAUUGACCGUCCAUGCACCACAGCUCACUUCACUACCUGAGGGCGUGAGCUGCUUGUCCCAGCUGCGCAAAGUGGAGUUGAUUCGCUGCACCGCCUUGCAGCACUUCCCUGAGAGCCUCACCCACGUGCAGCAGCUGGUGCUGCUGCAGGACACCUCCCUCCCCUCCCUUCCUGCGGGUCUGGCAGCAUGCAUUGCCUCAUUUCAGCCUUCAUCUUCCUUCGUCUUCCCUGCCCUGCCUUGUCUUGCCUGCCCCUGCCUUGUCUUGCCUGCCCCUGCCUUGUCUUGCCUGCCCCUGCCUUGUCUCGCCUGCCCCUGCCUUGUCUUGCCUGCCCCUGCCUUGUCUUGCCUGCCCCUGCCUUGUCUCGCCUGCCCCUGCCUUGUCUUGCCUGCCCCUGCCUUGUCUUGCCUGCCCCUGCCUUGUCUUGCCUGCCCCUGCCUUGUCUCGCCUGCCCCUGCCUUGUCUUGCCUGCCCCUGCCUUGUCUUGCCUGCCCCUGCCUUGUCUUGCCUGCCCCUGCCUUGUCUUGCCUGCCCCUGCCUUGUCUUGCCUGCCCCUGCCUUGUCUUGCCUGCCCCUGCCUUGUCUUGCCUGCCCCUGCCUUGUCUUGCCUGCCCCUGCCUGCCCCGCCUGUCAUCACCUCUCCCUCUCUGCACGCCCGAUUCAACCGGUGCACAGUGCCAAGAUCACCACUCUCGUCACUGCCUCCCACUCUUGGCGGUUUCUCCACUUUUCAGCUUUCAUCAUCCUCGCUCUCCGCAUCAGCGAGUAUCUCCAGCUGCUCAAUGA
Messenger RNA from Closterium sp. Naga37s-1, 1299 nucleotides. The record is from the annotation of a GenBank genome assembly. NCBI's taxonomy places the organism in Eukaryota, Viridiplantae, Streptophyta, Zygnematophyceae, Desmidiales, Closteriaceae.